ACUGAUCUAGCUCACAAGAUCUUUUCUCUACCUCUCAAGACUAGUAUAUAAGUACACGAAUAAGACACCUCAAAAGGGAAACAAAAAUGGCUGCUUUCAAUAGAUUUCUAGUUGGCCUUGUCAUAGUAUUCUUGGUUUCUUCUCCCUCUUCCUCUGCAUUACACUUUCUGUUGAUUCAUGGUAGCGGUCAUGGAGCAUGGUGUUGGUAUAAGCUGGCGACUUUGCUGGAGCAAAAGGGCCACAAUGUCACGGCUUUGGAUUUAGCUUAUUCUGGGAGAAAUCAAGUGCCACUCGAAAGAGUGCACACCUUUGAUGAAUACCAUAAACCUCUAUCCGAAUACAUGAAGUCUUUAUCUCCUGAGGAUAAGGUAGUCCUCGUUGGCCACAGCUAUGGUGGUUAUGGUGUUUCCUGGGUCAUGGAAAGGUUUCCAGAAAAGGUUCUUGGUGGCGUUUUUGCUUCAGCCUUCAUGGUCGGGCCUAACUUUACACUAGAGGACACCAACAAGCUCCUUCCACGGCCAGAUCAACUAGAUGACAGUUUCGUUAUUGGAGAUCCUAUAAGAAUUGUGCUCAUUGGGCCCCACUUUGCAGCAACCCUGCUCUACCAGAAUUCGCCGCCAGAGGAUCUGAAACUUGCAAAUUAUUCUCUAAGAUUAGCUCAGUUCUUCUAUGGAGAUGUGGCAAAUAGACAAAUUCGGGUUAAAAGAACGGUAUGGAUCAGUUCCUCGAGCCUAUGUUAUUGACUUGGAGGAUAAGCUAAUUACUCCUGAAGCACAAAGGCUUAUGAUAGCGAGGACUCCUCCACAAGUGGUGAGGCGAAUCCGGGGGGCAGACCAUAUGGUUCAGUUUUCUAAACUCGAGAAUUUGCCGACAAUUUGAUUGAAAUAGGUGGGUUGUUUGAGUCGUUUGGUCAGGAGGGCAAACCAUAAGCUUUCUAAAUCUCAAGAAUGUGCUUGAAAUAGCUGAGUUGUGUGUGUGCUUAUAUACUUGGUCGAUUUGUGCUGUAUUAUUGUUUAGUGUGUACCACACAUUGUAUUGAUGUGAAAUAAGUGCAUAAACCUUGUAUUGAAAUAAAUGCUCAGUCUUGUUGGAGGUUAGGUAUAUGUCCCCCUCCUAAUUUCAAAUUUAUUAAUAAAUAUAGGGCUGACAUCUGAAAAC
Messenger RNA from Coffea arabica (coffee), 1158 nucleotides. Its product is annotated as methyl jasmonate esterase 1. NCBI's taxonomy places the organism in Eukaryota, Viridiplantae, Streptophyta, Magnoliopsida, Gentianales, Rubiaceae. The record is from RefSeq and is a predicted model, not a curated record. Gene Ontology annotation, molecular function: methyl salicylate esterase activity; methyl jasmonate esterase activity; methyl indole-3-acetate esterase activity. Gene Ontology annotation, biological process: jasmonic acid metabolic process; salicylic acid metabolic process.